ACAAACAGUCGACUGUCACGCGGCGUGUCGGUAUAUGUUACUUUCUCUCUCUUCCCACUCUGUCACACCCUUGGCAGGGAGUCUGUCAGAAUCCUUUGUCAUCGAGGUACAUUACUCACCUACCUUCAUACCCUGGGUUUUAGACCAAAUACAAUAUAUACCCCUAUGGUAUCAUCUAUAGGCAGAUUUUUAUUUGGAUUCUUCUUGGCUGCAGAUAUUCAAAUGCUGUUCCAAAUUGCAGAUGUCAAGGUUCUGCCAUUUUAUUUGAUUGUGAGAAACACAUUUGACAAACUGCUUUAACAGCCCUCCAAGACUGCAGUGGGAGGUUUUUUGUACAAUAUAAAGUAAGGAAGCUUAUAUAUUUCUAUUUGAGGAUCUACAAGAUAGAAUUGAAUCAGAACAGUUUGUGAAGUAUGUUGAUUAAAGAUACCAUCCUAUAAGUGUAAUACGAAACUUGAUCAUCUUGAAUCCGCCUUCAGCAUCGGAAGAGUAGCUACAUAAGACACCUUGGAAAAAUCUUGAAACGAGCAGACAAUUGAAUAAUCUCAUGAAAUGGUAUCAGCAGGAUAGCUCACACUUUGCUUAGGGGACUUGAUAUUGAAUAUCUCAUUACAUAUUCUGUACUUCUUGAAAGAAUCAUCUGACAUCUAAUCCCAUCCCAAGUCAUGGACAUUGAGGCUAUGGUGGGUGCGAGUGGGAGACAGCAAGCUAUCACAUGAACUUCCAACAUGAGAUAUUUUAUUGAGGAACUGAGAAAAGAGAAAGUUUACUUCGUGUCUGGAUCGCUCACAGUAAUGUGAAAAUUACUUAGCUGUCUCACGCUUUUGUCAUUCACGGCUAAUUUGAAGGCCUGAUGAUCUCCCGCUUCCCAAAUCUCAAAUCAUCCUGACAAUAGACUGGAAGAGAAUGGUUGCCUAGGAGAAGGGUAUAUCCCAACACACCAACAUAGAGAGCAUCAUGUACCCCUGCCACCAAUCAGAUGGGAUAGUCACACUCUUACCUUAGACUUUUCUAGAACUCCCAGAUUCACAAACGGGGCUCUUUGUCGUCGAAGCGAGGACACUUAUAUAUCAUUAUCAUCUUGCGAGAGGAGAAGGAGGAGAAGCAACCGAAGACGUCGUUCACCAGGAGACGGAAGAUCUGGAGAUAGUGAUCAGUCAGGAAGGAGGAGGAAUAGAAUCCGGGGUAACUCCCACACUCUACCACUACCAGGUCGGACAGCUAUGGGCAUGCAGGCCCCUUUAAGAACUAGUGCUUGCUUAGAUGAUAGACGAGGAAUGAUCGAAGAGCGCGUUGUUACAGGGGCUAGUUGUGAAGCUAUUCUACCAGAUACAGUUGAAAAUAUGUGGGCUCGCAUUGAAAAUACUAGGAGUACCAAUGUACAAUCAGUUGGUAACCAUACUAAUGGGAUUGUGAACAGAAAUGAAGAGACAAUUAUGGAUAGGCACUAUCCUGAAGAAAAUACUGUGUUAGUCAACAAUAAUGAGCAGACAGAGGAUAGCCAUAAAACAAGCAGUAGCUCAACCAGUCCACUGCAGAACCACUCUCCUCCUAGUGAGAGAAGUCCUUCAGGUAGCAGUGAGAGGCUUACAGGAGGUACUGCCAGCAGUAGCAGUCGUAAUACACGCACAUCAUCCAGCAACCAAAGACGUCAACGCCGACGUAGGUCCUCUGACCGUCGUAUGAGGACCUCUUCAAGCAAUUACAGCACGUCUUCCACUGACCACAGCUCUAAGAGCAAUGGAGGAAUCAGACAAACUGCUAGAGCAAGACAGCAACAACUGUUUAGUACAAGCUCAUCAAGCGAUAGUGAGGAUAACACUCCUCAACGACCCCGCAGACUGAUUGCACGCAUGGGAAAUGGAGGCAUAACACAUGAGGUAGAUAAACAGGGUCAAAGUGGACAGUCAAAUGGACCAAGUCGUUCAAGGAGACACACCCGUGGGACAAGAAACAGGCAGAGACCUUUAAGUGCUCAACCUACGGUAGGAAGACAGUCUAUUCCUCAGUCGCAGAUUAUCACUAAUGCUAAACCAAAUCCUAGACCCGGUACAGGUCAUGAAAGACAUAAUACAACUCAUGGAUUGAGUCCAUCUAGUAUUCAGUUCAAUCAACAUGGUAGGGUCAAGCAAAAGAGACCAGAUUCAUUGGACUUAAAGCUCAUAUGGAGCUCACAUAGGGGUUACAUUGGUCAUCAAAGUUCAUUAUCCACUAGUUCUUCCGCGGAUUCUUAUGAUCCCUGGAUUCCCCGGGAUGGUGUGACCAUUGCACCAAACAAUGAAAAGUUAACUGUCAAUAUGGCUUCUAGUGAAUCUAAGGUUCCACAUAAAGCACCAUCAUGCAGUAAAAAGAAACAACUGCAUCGCAUGUCAGAGGGCAAGAACUACCCGAGGAACAAUCUACCAGCAUCCCUCCAAAAACCUGAUAACAAUGCUCAUAUCAGGGUUAAUCCUACUUGCAAUGACAAUGGACCAAUGGCUGAAAUGGGGCUUCCAUGUAGCAAUAUUGAGAGGGAACAUGCAACACCUGAAAAAGACAUUGACACCACUGAGUGUUGUGAUGUGACAGAAAAUACAAUGAAGGACCGUCCAAAAUCUAUGGUGGAGUUUAACAAGGAUACCAGUAUUCUGGUCUCUGAAAUUUUAAGCCAUGCUGAUGGUGAUAUCUCACCUGCUGUCAAGACUGUUCUUCAAGAUAUCCACAGUGUAAUUGAGAAUGAUGAUAGGUAUCUAAGUGAACUAUGGCAGAGUGCUUGCAUUCUUGAUAAGUUUGCCAAUAAAUGUACGCACCAGAGAAAUUCCUUGCAGAAUGGUAUCGUGCGCUUCAAGGAUAACAGAGAACAAGACCGCAUGGAGGCCACAGUCUCCAAGUCUGAACAGAUGAAGUUCCGUCAUAGUUGUCCUGAUGCUGAUGAUAUGCAAAGGCAAGCAGAGAAGAUGCUGAAUGUAUCCAGAGCAGAACUUGUUAAAAGCCUGGAAGAUGCUCGAGAAACUAUUUUGUAAUGGACAGGUGCAUACAGAUAUCGCUUUCAAAUGUGAUCAAUCUAUCCAAUGAGUAAAGACUCUUCCACUUCAUCAAAGAUUAUCCAUGCUUCCUUACCUUUGCAAUCAUUUCCUAAGGAAGAGACUUGAUUUAUAUACUUUGAAUUGUUGUAGUAUUAAAGAAUGUAAUCAUGUGGUGGAAAGAUUAUUUCCUACAUGAGAGUGACUUGGUAAAGUAGUAGAUUGUAGAUACCAAAGAGAACAGAAUGUUAUCAAUUGAUUUCUCUUGUAACUAGUCUGUUUAUUGUAGGUUUUAUUCCAAAUAUCAUUUGACUUGACAUUAUUUAUGAAACAUACUCAAUAUCAAAGAAACAUGCUAGGACAAAAAAACUCUUUUUUUAUGGUAUCAUUGAUUUCCUGUCAUUUUCUCUGUAAGAUAUUUAUGAUUGAAAAAGAUAUCAAAUUUUGUGCUUCAGUUGAUGCAGGUGUUUAAGUAUUCUGUUCCUAUUGUCACCCAUUGAACUCAUUCUAGAGGCUAAUAUUCAACUCAAUAGCUAUGCAAUUUGGUUAGAUUGAUGGUGGUUUUUACAUUUGCAAGGUAAUUGAAUCUUGUGAUGCAUGAAUGUUAUUGAAAAUAGGAAAACCAAACACUUAGCUUAUUAUGAUCCUCAUGAAAAUGUUGAGGUUUUACAUGACCAGAUUCCUGUUGCAUAAGAGAUGCAAUCAAUAAAUAUAACUGCAAGUAUGUAACAAGAUACAUACAAUGUUACAAUCAAUCAUAAACAUUGAUUGUAUCCCUUGACAUGUAUGUUACACUCCCCACAAAAGGUCAUUGUAUCAUACUGUCUUUAAAAAAUUCUUAAUAUAUAUCUAGUUUUCUCUUUCUAUCUCUCUCUCUGUCUCUGUUUUCUCAUUUGUCUCUGUCUGUCUGUCUGUCUGUCUGUCUCCCCCCCCCCCUACUUUCAUUUCCUUUCCUCUUCUCUUCUUUGGCUUUUCCUCUCAUGUCCAGAUAUCAUGUUUUCUUACCCCUUUUUCCUCCAAUUCCCUUGUAUCUGUUCCCAUUUCAGAACUGUAUAGUAUUCAUCUCUAUCCCCUCUCUUCUUGAUUAUUCCUCUCAAGCUAGUUUUGUUUUGUUCUCUAUACGUAUUAUAAUGGUUUUUCUAAAUCUGAUAGAUGGCAUAUAGAUAUUGGGAUUUCAAUUCCCUUUUUAUUUUUAUGACAAUGCUUGCAAGUUGUUAGCUCUUUAAAGCAACCUUUCUCAAAGGUAAAUUGCAUUUUUAUUUCUUUCUUUUGCUGCAGUGACUAGACUGAAUAGGAAGGAAAGCUCUGUGCAAUGUUCUUGAUUUUUGUAUUUUUGUAUUGUUUCCUACAAAUCCUUUUGUAUUUGUACAAAUUUGUGUGUUUAUUUAUUUUUGUGGCAUUGUAUAACAAUGCAUUGGUGCUAGGAAGUUGAAAUGUGAGUGUGAGAAUAAUAAAUGCUUCUUUUUAUUUAUCUCCUAAUUUCCUUCAUCUUAAAUGAUAGAGACGAAAGUCAAACUUUUGGUUACUGUACAUCACCAAUGGAAAGAAAUACAUGAUAAAUGAUAUCGUAGUCGCAAGAUAAAAGUUAAGCUGUUUAACUUUAGGUACAGUGUAUGUUUUAUUGUAAUUCACUGAUUAUACAUAAUUAGUGCUACAUUUUCUUCAUGCAUUCCAUUCAGAUAUAUUAUGUGGUUAUUACUUGAUUACAACUGAAUUUCUUUGAUUUGCUGGAUUCAUUUCAAUCAUUGAUAGGAAACUGAAAGGUGUAAAUGAUAUUGUUCAUUAAAAAAAAGAGUAGUGUAAGUGCUUCCUCAUGAAAACAAUAGUUUAGUUGUGUUGGUUUUUUUUUAAGUUUUUAUACUUAUUGGCUAGGUUGUCUAAAUCUCAGAUAUCAGUUUUUAUAUUAUUUUGGUCAGUUGCAUACAUUAUGAGAAAGAGAAAAUUUCUCCUAUUUCAGUCUAUGCAGCUCAUACAAAAGCGUAAAAAGUAUUUGUGUCUGCUUUCAUUUGUUGUACUUAUUGUUACAUAUCAGGCAGAUUCAUAUUAACAUAGAUUAGAUUAUUGGAAUACUUUUUCAUGUGAAAGAAUUAAUAUGAUUAAAGCUGUGAGAAAUAUGAUGUACACAUGCUGCCAGAAAAUACUGCUUUAAUACAAAGCUUCUUUUGUUUUAAUGCUUUGCUGAUCAUGAAAUUGACUGUUCUUAAUGUUCUUUUGUAAAGUAAAAUUGAUACUUGAGGGGAAAAUAAAACCACACUAUUUGUUAUGGUUUUGUGAGUAUUUUCAGGAAAUGAGAAAUAAAGGACACCAUGUUCAUUUCAAAUGGGUCAUGAAGUGGCUUUGAUUCAUACUCAGAAAGCAAGGGGCCAUAGAAAUAGAAGAAAGUUUGGGGAUUUCCCACAACAUAGAAACCACAUUUUUGUCUCAUUAAAUAAUAGUUGUUCCUAAUGACUGACUUUAUAGAAGCUUGAAUCGAUUCCAAAAUGUGAAGCUUUUUAUUACGAAUUCUUUGUUCAUGGUCCAUUUUUCUUUUCUCUGAGCUAUCUUUAGUAUAUGCUUUUGCUUCUUUUGUAUCCCCCAUCACCAUGUGUGGAUCAGGGAGCCAACUAUUCUCUAUGUCAUGUUUUUUUGUUGUUGAUCUGUUUGAUUUCAACAUAGUUUUGCACUAAGACAGUGUAACACAACAUCAUUUACACAACAUUUCAUUCAUCAGGGCAUAAGAAAACAAUUGAUCACUAUUUCCAUCAGUGCUUGACAAAAAGUUUGUUGGUAAGAAAGAAACUUAAUAUCUUAGGUCUGAACUAAGAUGUAAUAUCUGUUCAUAUCUAAGCAAUGCAAGCAGUCUGGUUUGGCUGUUAAGCCAAUUAAGCAAUUCAAACAUCAUUGACACUGAUACUGAUUUUAAUGUUUUAUUUAUGAGUGCCUUUUACUUCAUGUUGAUCUUUUUUCUGUAUUAAAAUUCUUCUAGAUCAAUGUGAAUAAUGCCAUUGAUGUGUUAAGGUUUUUUUUUCUUUCUGUUCUUAUAAUCAGUAAAGAAAAACAAUUUGGACACUGGUUAACUUAUUCAACCAGCCACCUUUAUUUCCUUUCCUCUCCCUCUCCAGCCAGUGUUUUCUAUAAUAUUUACAUCAUGUUUAUGUGAUGAGUUCUUGUGCAUGUUUUGCAAAUAAAGAAUAUAAUAUGAUAAUGUAUUAAUUAUA
This is a messenger RNA of Lytechinus pictus (painted urchin), 6199 nucleotides long. RefSeq lists its product as uncharacterized. The coding region runs from base 1224 to 3002 and encodes 592 amino acids. The record is from RefSeq and is a predicted model, not a curated record. NCBI's taxonomy places the organism in Eukaryota, Metazoa, Echinodermata, Echinoidea, Temnopleuroida, Toxopneustidae. The transcript is spliced from 2 exons.